Molecule: messenger RNA, 943 nt
Organism: Folsomia candida
Lineage: Eukaryota; Metazoa; Arthropoda; Collembola; Entomobryomorpha; Isotomidae
Product: platelet-activating factor acetylhydrolase IB subunit beta
Exons: 2
Coding region: 146-853 (235 amino acids)
Molecular function (GO): phosphatidylcholine lysophospholipase A1 activity
Source: RefSeq, a predicted model, not a curated record
CUAGGUUGAGCAAAUUUAUAAAUAAAGCAAAAUACGAACCGCAAAAGUGGUACAAUUCCACUCGAUGCACAACAUAGAACGGUUACCCUGAAAUUUGAAAUUGUUUUAAGGAAACAUUACCAUUUUCGGAAACACUACUUUAAAAAUGACCCGUUUCAUCUUUCUCUGUUCCAUCCUCAUCAUCGGAGCUUCUGCGCAACCUUGGGUUCCAGAACCGCAAACUCAGCAGGACUGGAUGCCCUGGAACUGGAUGGAAAGAUAUCAAACUAACGUGAACAACACGCUAAUUAACGGGCCUAACAUCAACCUCCUUUUUUACGGCGACUCCAUCACGGAGGGCUGGGACUACACGGGUCGUCAAAUCUGGGACACUGUUUACGCCCCUUUUGGCGCCGCCAAUUAUGGGAUCGGUGGUGACGCGACGCAACACGUCCUCUGGAGGUCAAUGAAUGGCGAGACGGAAAAUUUGGCCCCGAAACUAUGCGUUUUAAAAAUUGGAACAAACAACGUUGGUUGGUAUCCUGAGAGGGAUAUUGCUCGAGGAAUUUCCGCCAUUGUGGCCGAACUGAGGGGCAGACUUCCAACAACGAAGAUUCUUUUGCUCGGCAUCCUCCCAAGGAUUAAUGCAGAAGAGACGGAACGGGUGGAACAAAUUAAUGCAAUGGUGUCCAUUUUGGAUAAUGGAAAUACCGUGAGGUUCCUGAACAUGAGGGACGCCUUUUACAUGGGAAAUGGUCAAUUUUAUCCGGGCCUGUACUCACCCGAUUUGCUUCACUUGGAGACAAUGGGGUAUGCGAAGUGGAGAGAGACGAUGGAACCGUUGUUUUUGGAGAUGUGGAAUUCGGAAAAAUAAUAAUUGUUUUUUUUUUUGAAGAGUCAAAUUUGUAGGGAGGUCAAUUUUUGAAAGGAAUUUGAAAAAUAAAAUUUGAUUCGUACCAAAUUA